Messenger RNA from Pongo pygmaeus (Bornean orangutan), 2269 nucleotides. It is a transcript of the gene NECAB3, whose product is annotated as N-terminal EF-hand calcium binding protein 3. Gene Ontology annotation, cellular component: cytoplasm; endoplasmic reticulum; Golgi cis cisterna. Lineage: Eukaryota; Metazoa; Chordata; Mammalia; Primates; Hominidae. The coding region runs from base 883 to 1782 and encodes 299 amino acids. The record is from RefSeq and is a predicted model, not a curated record. Gene Ontology annotation, biological process: regulation of amyloid precursor protein biosynthetic process. The transcript has 4 exons. Gene Ontology annotation, molecular function: calcium ion binding.
GACGUUUGGGCCGGGUUUUGGGACUCUGUUGGGAACAUUUCGGGGCGGGAGAGGCCAAGGUUGCUGGGGAAAUGCCCAUUCUCCACUUCCCUUCUCCCUGUCUGUGCCUGAUUUGAUUUGAGCCUCAUAACUCGAAGAAAGGUCAGCUUCAUCGCUAUUUUGGUCCUAACUCAAAAGCAGAUCCAGUAAAGGUUUUUGUUGUAGAAAGCCAAGAAUGCUAUUCAGUGCGCCCAAAGUGCAGAGUAAUGAGUGGCCUCUCCUUUCCCCAGCCCUAGAGGCCACUCUGCUCAGUUUGCUGUCUUCCUUCCAGACGUUUCUGGACAUUAGUAAACAUGUAACAAAUACAGUGGACUGGUUCUGUGUCAAGUAUUUAACAGUUCUGGGGACACGGGUGUUACCUGCCUUCAUGGUGCUCUCAGGGUCUGAAAGAGGAGAUCUGCAUAAAUGAGAAAAUCAGGAAAGGCUUUCUGGAAUGGGUGGUGCUUAAGCUGAGCGCUGUAAAAUAAGUAGGAGUUAAUCAGAGGAAGAAAACACCAAGCAGCGGACACGAUGGGCAAAGGCCUUGGGCAGGAGGGAGCGGGACAGAGGACCGGAGAGAAAGCAGUGUGGCUGCGGUCCUGAGGUGAGGGUCAAGAGUGGUGCUUCUGGAGUGGGGCGUUCAGUCUUAAGCUUUAUUCAGGGGCGAAGGAGUCACUGGAGACCGAAGUGACACCUCUUUCGCAUCUUAAAAGCUCCCCCUGGCUGCUGUGUGGAGAACGGGUUGAAGGGAGGGCACUCUGCGCUGAGUGCCAGAGAGGGCGGGCGUCGGGAUGCCUGGGAGUCGGCCACACGGAUCUGUGGGCUUCCUCUGCGCUAGCCCCCGUUGCAAGCACUUGACAUUGAAUGAGUCCCAACGAUCCCAUAGGGUGUCUACCAGUACCAUUUUUGCAGAUGAGGAUACAGACGCCCCAAAAGGUGAAGUCCUGGUGGGUUUUACCCACUCGUGUCACCCUGACUUUUCGGCACUGGUUUGGUCAUCCUGUCCCUCUGGGUAGGCGCGCAGCCCUAGGUUCUGCUCCCGACAGGCCGUCGCGGGAUCGGAGCCCUCGGGCGCCUCCCCCUCCGCUGUGGCUGCGGAAGCGCGGAAGCCCGCGGCGCUGGAGUUGGACCUUGAGGCGAGGGAACCCGGCGUCCGCGGGGGCGGGGAGGGGGCGGGGCCUGAGCCCGCGCGUCGGCGCCGGCGCCAAGGGGCGGCCUCUAGCCACACCGAGUCAGCGGCGGCGUCCAGGGUCGGCAGCUACCGCAGCAGAGCCCCAGCGAGCGGGCGGCGGCGCCAUGGCGUGCGCGGGGCUGCUCACCGUGUGCCUGCUCCGGCCGCCCGCGCCCCAGCCCCAGCCCCAGACCCCGCGGUACCCCCAGCUCGCGCCGGACCCGGGGCCCGCCGGACACACGCUCUUCCAGGACGUUUUCCACAGAGCAGACAAGAAUGAUGAUGGGAAGCUCUCAUUUGAGGAAUUCCAGAAUUACUUUGCCGAUGGGGUUCUCAGCCCGGGGGAGCUGCAGGAACUGUUCAGCGGCAUUGAUGGGCAUCUCACCGAGGACCAGAGGAUGCCUGGGGACAGCUGGGCCCCGCCUGCUUCCACCCGAGAAUGCAGUGCACGAACACGCAACUAUCUACCCCUUGUGUGCUCCCACAUCUACGCGUCUUGGCAGGAGUUGCACGCUCCUUCCUGUGCCUGCUCCCAGGGGUGCAAACGCACGAACCGCUGUUACUCCCUCUACUUCCCUUCUCCCUCUUCCUGAGGGUCAGUCUCAGGCUCCUGAGACUUGGGCUGGAACCUUCGUCUGCAGUGCUCCCCCUCCCCUCCUGGCCAGACUCCCUAGCCAGUUCCUUGUCCUUCAGGGCCUCACUUAGGCAGCUCUUCCUCUAGGAAACCCUCCCUAACCUACCAACUAAAUACCCCAUGCCGCCCCUGGACUUCCCUGCACCUGGCUUCCCCUUCGCAGCUCUGACCACUUCUCACUGGCCUGUGUCCACAUCCAUCUUCCCCUGGCCUGAGAUCCUCUUGGCAGCCAAGAAUGGGUCUGAAUCUUUGCCCUUAGAGUGAUUGGUGGGGGCAGUAGAACCCAUUCUCUAACCCUGCAAGGAUUCUGUCCACAGGAGCAACUUAAUCUGGGGUGGAGCAGAAGUGGCCUUGUUAGGCUGAGCUGGGAGUUGGUGGGGUGGGAUGUGGGGCAUUGGCCCCAUUAGUCCCAGUUUACCAGGCCCAGGUCUGAAGGGCGCCUUCUC